Messenger RNA from Ceratosolen solmsi marchali, 1474 nucleotides. RefSeq names its product protein kinase, cAMP-dependent, regulatory subunit type 1 (gene Pka-R1). The coding region runs from base 212 to 1327 and encodes 371 amino acids. Gene Ontology annotation, molecular function: protein kinase A catalytic subunit binding; cAMP-dependent protein kinase inhibitor activity; cAMP binding. Gene Ontology annotation, cellular component: cAMP-dependent protein kinase complex; cytosol. Gene Ontology annotation, biological process: negative regulation of cAMP-dependent protein kinase activity. The transcript is spliced from 5 exons. The record is from RefSeq and is a predicted model, not a curated record. Lineage: Eukaryota; Metazoa; Arthropoda; Insecta; Hymenoptera; Agaonidae.
ACGACAACGACAACGACAGCAGCGGUUAACGCCUUUGUUGAUGCCAAGGUGCGCGAGGCGCCGAAGACGACGCGACGAAGUCAAGAGUAGUAAAGGGUGAACGCACGGACAGCAGCCGGAUUAUCACUCGCGGGGGCGACUGCGGACGAUAGCUCGCGAAUAAUAGUGGGACUGGAGCAGUGAGAGCGCCGACGGCGAAACGGAAACAAACAUGGCGGCGAAUCUCGAGGAGCAGCAGUGCUUGCGCGAGUGCACCGAGUACAUGCAGCGUUCCAAUAUCAUGCCGGUCAUGAAGGAUUGCUUCGUCCAGCUCUGCGUCGACCAGCCUGAGAAUCCCGUUUCCUUCCUCAGGGAGUACUUCCAGAGGCUCGAGAGGCAAGCGCAAGAUGCGAAGCAACAGAUCGCGGCCAGUCCCGAGGAUACGGAGGACAUGCCCGCGGGUCAGCAAGGACCCCAGGUACCGCGACGACGAGGUGGCAUCUCCGCCGAGCCUGUCACCGAGGAAGACGCUACCAGCUAUGUGAAAAAGGUCGUUCCCAAGGAUUACAAGACAAUGGCAGCCCUCAGUAAGGCCAUCGCCAAGAAUGUGCUCUUUGCCCACCUAGACGAGAACGAACGAUCCGACAUUUUCGACGCGAUGUUCCCCGUCACGUUUCUCCCCGGCGAGGCUAUUAUACGCCAAGGCGACGAGGGUGACAACUUCUACGUUAUCGAUCAAGGCGAGGUCGAGAUCUUCGUUAGUGGCGAGCUCGUGACGACGAUCGGCGAGGGCGGAAGCUUCGGUGAACUCGCCCUUAUCUACGGGACGCCACGCGCUGCGACGGUCAGGGCCAAGACCGACGUCAAGCUCUGGGGCAUUGAUCGGGACUCGUAUCGCCGUAUCCUCAUGGGUUCGACCAUUAGGAAGCGCAAGAUGUACGAAGAGUUUCUCUCGAGAGUUUCCAUUUUAGAAUCGCUGGAAAAAUGGGAACGACUAACGGUAGCUGAUGCUUUGGAGCCCGUAGCUUUCGAAGACGGUGAAACGAUAGUUCGACAGGGUGAGCCUGGCGAGGACUUUUAUAUAAUCGUCGAGGGUACGGCAGUUGUCCUUCAGCAACGUACAGAAGCCGAGGAGCCCGCGGAAGUAGGUCGACUUGGGCCUUCCGAUUACUUUGGUGAAAUCGCCCUGCUGCUGGAUAGGCCAAGGGCUGCGACGGUGGUCGCUCGCGGGCCCCUCAAGUGCGUGAAGCUCGACAGGGCGCGUUUCGAGCGCGUCCUCGGUCCUUGCGCCGACAUCCUUAAGCGCAACAUCACUCAGUACAACAGCUUCGUCUCGCUCUCCGUAUAAUAUAGUCCGGGGCUCGAAGGGGCCGACCAUCGUCGGUGGACUCGCGGGACCAGCGCCCGAGUAACACUGACCGCGGCCUCUGACUACGCCACGUUGUUACAACUUUUUUUUAUUUAACCAAUAUUAUAAAUGAGCAUUAUAUAUAUA